Molecule: messenger RNA, 834 nt
Organism: Trichomonas vaginalis G3
Lineage: Eukaryota; Parabasalia; Trichomonadida; Trichomonadidae
Exons: 1
Coding region: 1-834 (277 amino acids)
Source: RefSeq, a predicted model, not a curated record
AUGUUUUUUCCUUUUCUCUUUGAAUCAUUCAUUACUUUCGAGAAUUUUACAAUUCUAGCUAACCAAAACUAUACACUCGAGAAUAUUCCAAACAUAACUUCAUAUAUAUUUGCCGAAAAUUCAAAUAAUCUUACGAUUACAACAAAUGGAACAGAAGUUUUGGUUCCUGGAAAGUCAUUUUCCUCUAAAAAUGUUAAUUCAAUCCUAUCAGACGUAAAUACAACGAUUUAUAAAUGGAAUAUUAAUUCUUCGUAUUGUACUGGGCCAAUUUACGAGUUUUCAACGCCACAACUCUUUUAUUUAGAAACAGAAUUCAUCAAACCUACAAAAGAAAACCACGGUUCUUGUUUAUUUUUAAGUAAUUUUAAUCCUCAAGGUUCAGUUUCAAUCUCAUUGUUUAAGAUGUCGUCGUCAAUUUCAAUAUACCAGGUCGAUGAACAUAAUAACGUUACUUUAUUUGGCGAAUGCGGUGACCAAAAUUGUGAUAAAGUCAAAUUAAAAGGAAAACCGUUUAUGAUUCGCUUUAACAAUCUUCCAGAGUUUACUUAUCUCGACAUGUAUGCUAAAUUGGACGUUUUGGAUCCAAAUGUGAAAUGUCAAAAUAAUCCAAUUGUUCAAUAUUCUGGAGAUCAAUGCUUUAAGACAGAAUUCCAAUAUUUGGACAGUGCAUUUAUGUGCACAGAUUCAAAAGAUCACAAAAUUGGAGUUAUUGUAGUUUUAUCUGUCUUAGCUGCUGUUGUAUUAAUGAUUGUUGCAAUUGUCUUGGUUAUAUGCUUCGUUGAGAAGUCAUCAGAUUCCAAGAAAGACUCAUUACAUUUGGAUAUCAUUCCAUAA